UGACCUAAGAAAACAAAAUCAAAGCGCCAAAAUACUUCAAGCAUUUCCUCAUUUGUUUGUAGAACAUGGAUAUCAGUUGCUGGAUACAGAUUAUCGUCUACUUGGGUUCAAAAAUCCUUUAGGAGGCCUAAAUAAAUGGAAUGAUAUCAUCGACCCUAUUGGUUGUUACCUUUCCAAACACGCCAAAGAUCCAUCUGCAAAGUCAAUUCUUCGAACGAUUAAAGAUACUAAUCUCGCCGCAGGUAAAUCAAAUAUAUUCUAGCAAACAAUUUUAUAUUACAAAUUGCUAUUUUAAAUUAGAUCUACGCAUACCGGCUGUACUGCUUGGGCUGAACACCGUGCUUGCACCCGUAAAAGCAUCUUCCGGUUUCAAGCCUACUAUUGCGACUGCUCAAGACGAUACCGUUUUGUUUUGUAAAACAAUUGACGACGCAGAACAGGUUUUGACUAAACUAAGGGUGCAAUGGAGUGAACAAGGAUUACCGGAAUCAGCCAAGCUUAUCAUUUUUGGAGCAGACUACAGUAAUGUAUCAGGAAACUGUCUGGUGACAUACAGGGACUUGCGAUACAACCUACCGAACAUAGCUAGAGGCAUAGAUGUGCUUGUCAAACUUACUGUUGUUCUUGGUAUACCAAUUUCAAAGAUCUCGAAGUUAGUUUGGCUUUUCGUGCAAAAAUAUGUGUACGAAAUAGAUUGCGCGAAUACAUAUGUUUGUAUUACUAAGCUGUCUGCAUAUUUGAAUACAUUUCUACCAUGCUCAUCAAAUGCUGUAUCGAAGACUGUGGCAUCCAGUUCGACGCUGCCGACAAGCUAUUGACACACCUUGCAGUUGAUCACCGAACACCUACUAACUACCGAUAUCCGUGCAGUUAUCCUAAAUGCUUCCAAGUGUUUAGUAAAUUAUAUAACUUUAAGCGUCAUUUGAAAAACCAUGUAUUUCCACAAAACGAUACUAAAACUGUACCUAGUAAUGAAGAUAUAAGCAUCACACCGUUGGUUGAAAGUGAACCGAUGAAAAAAGUACAAAAAAAAGAGUUUCGUGAACCGGAUAAGGAGCCAGGAACAAAUAUCACUGACAAAUUAAACAUAAUUCAUAAAUCUGCUACCGAAUUCACUUUAAGUUUGCAUAAUAAAAAAAACUUUUCAAGACAAGACGUCCAAUACGUACAACAAGAAACUCAAAAGUUUUGCAGUAGCAUUGCAAACCAAAUCGAAAGCCUAGAUGUCAACACAAAUAACCCCGAAAUUCAACAUCAAUUAACAGCGUGUAUUUCUAGUAUGAAAACUGCAUUCAAUUUCAUUGGAAGUGAUUAUAAACUAUUCGAACACCUUAAUAGAAUAGGGCUAUUCAAAUAUCCAUCAGUAAUUACUUUGACAAACGAUAACUGCAUUAUCUCGGAAGAUUUUCAAAUAGAAAAUUACGAUAGAAAAUCCUGCUUAGUUUUAAAUGAUGUCGAAUUCCAAAUUAAAUCAUUCUUUGAGCAGCAUUCUAUAUUGACAGAGAUGAUCGACAAUGUUAAGAAGCUGGAGAAUUCUAAUAGCAUAAACCAUUUCAUCAAUGGUAAAGUUUGGCAAACAAUUAAACAAAAAUACGCACAUGACAAGGACUUCAAUUAUGUAAUACCUGUUUGGCUAUAUGCAGAUGAAUUUGAAAUCAACGACACACAAAGCUCCCAUCAUAAGGUCGAUUCCAUUUGUGGCAUUUACUACAAUUUUCCAACGUUGCCUGAAAAGUAUAGCUCUAAAAUUUGCAAUAUUUUCGUGGCUGGUUUUAUCCGGAAAGUCGUCAUGAAUAAAAUAGGCAUUAACAAAUUAGUCGAACAAUUGGUUAAAACUUUCAAAAAAAUCGAAGAAGAAGGAGUUCUUAUUCUCCAUCAGGGGGUGCAUAUCAAAGUAAGAUUUGUUUUAACGAUGGUCCAAGGAGAUAACCUUGGAAUCCAUACUCUACUCCUUUUGUCUGGUAGUUUUAAUGCAACGUUCUAUUGUCGAUUUUGCCGAAGAUCAAAACAGGAGCUUCAAAAAGAUUGUAAGGAGCACGAAGAGUUUCUAAGAAAUGUUCAAAAUUACACCAAUGACCUGAGAACGAUGGACAAGAGCCAUGGCCUUCAGAACGAGGAGCAAAGAGUGACGACGAUUGUGGUGAAGGACUACCGAGGGUCUGAUCCGAAGAAUUCGAGUAAGGACUACACUGUGUGA
Armigeres subalbatus is the source of this 2197-nucleotide messenger RNA. RefSeq lists its product as uncharacterized. The coding region runs from base 755 to 2197 and encodes 480 amino acids. Lineage: Eukaryota; Metazoa; Arthropoda; Insecta; Diptera; Culicidae. The transcript has 3 exons. The record is from RefSeq and is a predicted model, not a curated record.